Lactuca sativa (garden lettuce) is the source of this 1430-nucleotide messenger RNA. It is a transcript of the gene AAR3, whose product is annotated as defective in cullin neddylation protein (DUF298). NCBI's taxonomy places the organism in Eukaryota, Viridiplantae, Streptophyta, Magnoliopsida, Asterales, Asteraceae. Gene Ontology annotation, cellular component: ubiquitin ligase complex. The record is from RefSeq and is a predicted model, not a curated record. Gene Ontology annotation, biological process: protein neddylation. Gene Ontology annotation, molecular function: ubiquitin conjugating enzyme binding; ubiquitin-like protein binding; cullin family protein binding.
AAUCGGAAAACCAAUUUGGGGGAGGGAGCAGUUGUAUCUAUUCCCAAUUUAGAAAUUUCUCUGUAACCCUAAAUCGAUUUACGGAAUCUGAGGUACAGAUUAUUUAAUGCUUGAAAAUACCUUUCGAAUGAUAAUUUGGGGUAGAACUGUUGAAUCAAGAUUUUGGGGAUCGAGGCAUAAAUCACAUCCCUGAUCCCCACCCAUCGGACCCAUACGCAGAAACGUACUGGAAUCUCCUCAAUUUAGGAACUAGAAGACAGAGUGAUCCGUUUUUGAGGAAUCGAUGGUCUAGGGUUUCGUUUUUCAACGAAUCCCGAAACCAGAAUCUCCUCUUUCUUCGUCAACCUCCGUAGCGACGAUGGAUUCUUCAUCCUUUUCAAAUCGGCUCGACAUAUUCGAGAUUUACCGGCGCUAUUGCGAAAUCACAUCAGAGGCAUAUGCUUUUGGAGAAGAUGGUUACAGACCAUUCAAUGAGUCAAAGAAAUCCAAACUAUACAGAGAUGCAUUAUCCCAGCUCCUACAACUAGUUGAGUCAAGAGUGGACAAAAGAAUGCCAAUACUUGAAGAAAUUCCUAUGCUCAUGUCAAGGCUUGAUUUGAUGGUAGACUCAUGUGAAUUCUCACGUUUCUAUAACUUUAUGUUCUUCAUAUGCCGAGAAAAUGGUCAAAGAAGCAUAACUGUAAGCAGAGCAAUCAUUGCAUGGAAAUUAGUUUUAUCCGGAAGGUUCCGACUACUCAAUCAAUGGUGCAGUUUUGUUGAGAAAAAUCAGAGGCACAAUAUCUCAGAGGACACAUGGCGACAAGUUUUGGCAUUUAGCCGAUGUGUACAUGAAAAUCUUGAAGGAUAUGAUCCUGAAGGAGCUUGGCCUGUUUUGAUUGAUGAGUUUGUGGAGCAUAUGUAUAUCAUAAAUGGAUCGGAAGAUGCUCGUAGUUUCUCUUGCAAUUGUGGUGACUUAGAAACCGAACCAAUUGUUGAUUCUCUCCCUGGAUUGAAAAUUCUUCCUGGGGUGAAGAGGAAAUUGGGUGAGGAAGAAUUUAGGGAUUCAAAUACAAUUAUGAAUUCAAAAAGAAGGCAAACUGAUUUUCGGGAGGGAUAUGGAAUGAGUAGUAGCCCAUCGUGUGCUGUGGAGGGCAGCCUUUCAAAAGGUUUUGCAGAACUUUUCUCUGGUCUUUCUUGUUUGCAAUUUGAUCGUGAAACGAGGGUUCCAUUUACAUUAUAAUUGCUUUUUUUUUUUUUUUUUUUUUUUUUUUUUUUUUUUUUUGUGUGUGUGUUUUAGUUGUGUGUGUCUGUGUGUGUGAAUUCAUAUAUAUUUCGUGCGUAUCCCCAUUUUUUUUUUUUUUUCUUGGUUUCUUUUUGGGGGUAGGCGAUUGUUUAUAGUGUAUUGUGUGAUUGAUAAAUGGAAUAAGAAAAUCACACCGUUUAUGUGGUAA